This is a messenger RNA of Fusarium fujikuroi IMI 58289, 1857 nucleotides long. RefSeq lists its product as uncharacterized. Gene Ontology annotation, cellular component: nucleus. Gene Ontology annotation, molecular function: RNA polymerase II cis-regulatory region sequence-specific DNA binding; zinc ion binding; DNA-binding transcription factor activity, RNA polymerase II-specific. The coding region runs from base 1 to 1857 and encodes 618 amino acids. NCBI's taxonomy places the organism in Eukaryota, Fungi, Ascomycota, Sordariomycetes, Hypocreales, Nectriaceae. The record is from RefSeq and is a predicted model, not a curated record. The transcript is spliced from 3 exons. Gene Ontology annotation, biological process: DNA-templated transcription; positive regulation of transcription from RNA polymerase II promoter by galactose.
AUGUUUGGGACAUUCUCUACUUCCAGCUCACCCGCUCCGUCGAGAAAACCUAAGCGCAGCCAGGUAUCAAAGGCCUGUGAUUCAUGCCGACUGCAUCGCGUCAAAUGCGACACCCAAUACCCAUGUCAGAAUUGCUCUAGCAAAGGUUUGCGAUGCAAUAGCACGACGCGGCAGAACCCAGGAUGGAGUCUUUCUCGUGCUAUGAGUGAGAUCGAGGGGUUGAAAGCACGAGUGAAAGAGCUUGAGGGACAGAUCAAAGAUACAAGUAUCCCAACACCACCAGAUGAGGAUAUUCCGGAACUCAUAUCGAACGAUCCGUCUCAAAGCUUCUCAUACGCCAACGAGGGAGUUCAACUCGACACCACGACAGCCAUCCAAUCAGCGGCCACCGGCACUCAGUUCUACGGGCCUUCAUCUACGUACUAUUUUAUCCAUUGUAUCAGCCAGCGUCUCAAAGCAGCUGGUUGCAGCCUGAGUAGCGAUGAGGAGGCUCACAGCUUGAUACCCAACUCGGCAAGUAGAUCUAUGGGCAACGUCAUCAAUACUCCCGAUGCCGGGUUAGAAGGACAUCAACCCUCAGAUAGCACCGUGCCAGCCAGAGCGACACACGGAUUGACUGAGAGGACUCUGUCCGGGAAAGACUUGUCGGCAACUCAAGAAGCCUUCUUCCUCGACCUCUUUUGGGACUCAUGGCAUUGCUGUUACCAGCUUCUGGACGAGGCAGAUUUCAAGGCACAUUACACAUCACUGUGGGAUGAGCCUAUAGGUGACACGAGACAGGACUCACCUCUUGUCGAUAUUGUAUUGGCUCUCUGUAUGCAGUUCGGUGUCACAUCGCUACCUCGUCGUAGUGGCUACAAGGCAGAGAUCAACUCUCGGGACGCAGCUGUUGCCGGCCGCUGGUUGUAUCAGCGGUGCCAACGACUGAUAUCGUAUGACCUGGAGAGGCCUACACUCGAGACUUUUCACUGUCAACUAUGGUCUGCGAUAUAUCUUGCCAAUGCUUCUUAUCAGAACAUGGCUCAAAAUAUGGCGGGGAUUGCAGCGCGCACGGCAUAUACAUUGGGACUGCAUAUCGAGCCAGGGAACGAUCUACCCGUCAAAGAGAGAGAAGCACGAAAGCGGGCUUGGUGUAUCAUGUUCAUGUUUGAGACAAGAUCAUGUAUCCGAUUAGGUCGGCCUUGGGUCACCCAAACACAGCCGAUUUCACCAUUGUUGCCUACACGCGACCAAGGCCAUAUUACGACUGGCGUUGAUCACCUGAGAUACACCACAGAGAGAUCUAAGCUCACCGAGAUAGCCCGAUCAGCCUUCGAUACUGUGUUUCACCACCGAUCGAGCGGGGAAGCUACCAGAACGACUUCUAAUAGUCAAUCACGAGUGUUUGCUUCUGGUAUGGAUAGAAUACGCGCUUGGGCGGAAUCGCUGCCUGAUAUGCUGAAGACAGAGAGACAGAGUGGUGGGAAGUCUCUUUCCACUGACCUCUCCGAGAUCGAUAUUGAACCAUUUGCGCCCAUUUCUCUGCGAAGACAGCGCUUGAUGCUUGAGCUGUUCUAUCACGAACUAAUACUGACGCUCGGACGGCAUUGCAUAAGCCAAUACUUGACUCGAUCUGGGAGCAACAGGACCUCUUCAGAUCAUGAAGUCGCAGAUGUCUCAGCUUUACACGCAUGCGCAACGACGAAACUUCUACAUCAGGUUUACCAAGAAUAUGAUAUUUUGAACGGAUGUCGGAUAUCUCCUAGCAUGUCCCCAGGACAGUCUCACUGCUACAAUCGCCCGCACGGCUCUGUCGCAAAGUAUCACGGUGCUGGAAAAGAUGGGGGAGUUCUUUGGAACUGCUUCAAGUGCGGCUAG